Messenger RNA from Cynocephalus volans (Philippine flying lemur), 3075 nucleotides. It is a transcript of the gene PSD, whose product is annotated as pleckstrin and Sec7 domain containing. Lineage: Eukaryota; Metazoa; Chordata; Mammalia; Dermoptera; Cynocephalidae. Gene Ontology annotation, biological process: regulation of ARF protein signal transduction. Bases 1 to 3075 code for a protein of 1024 amino acids. Gene Ontology annotation, molecular function: guanyl-nucleotide exchange factor activity; protein binding; phospholipid binding. The transcript is spliced from 16 exons. The record is from RefSeq and is a predicted model, not a curated record.
AUGGCCCAGGGUGCCAUGCGCUUCUGCUCGGAAGGUGACUGUGCCAUCUCCCCACCACGAUGCCCGCGCCGCUGGCUCCCCGAAGGCCCAGUGCCCCAGAGCCCCCCAGCCAGCAUGUACGGCAGCACAGGCUCCCUGCUCUGGCGAGUGGCAGGUCCAGGUUCCCGAGGCCGGGAACUGGGACGUGUGACAGCACCCUGUACACCUCUACGUGGUCCCCCCUCACCCCGUGUAGCUCCCUCACCCUGGGCACCCUCUUCACCCACUGGGCAGCCCCCACCAGGGGCCCGGAGCUCUGUGGUCAUCUUCCGUUUUGUGGAGAAGGCCAGUGUGAGGCCACUGAAUGGGCUACCUGCUCCUGGAGGCUUGAGUAGAAGCUGGGACCUGGGUGGUGUAUCUCCUCCCAGGCCCACUCCAGCCCUUGGGCCUGGUUCCAACCGGAAGUUGCGGCUGGAGGCAUCCACAUCAGACCCACUCCCAGCCGGAAGAGGCUCAGCCCUUCCUGGCAGCCAGGACCCUUUACAUGGGCCACCAGUCCCACCCCAGGUUGGGGCAGAUGGCCUUUACUCCUCUCUCCCCAAUGGGCUGGGGGGGCCCUCUGAACACCUGUCCACGCUAUUCCGAGGAUCUGCUGUCCCUGGAUUCCUGAACCAGGGCGACACCUGGUCCUCCCCGCGGGAAGUCUCCUCUCAUGCCCAGAGAAUUGCUCGAGCCAAAUGGGAAUUCUUCUAUGGCUCCCUGGACCCCCCCAGCUCAGGUGCUAAGCCCCCAGAGCAGGCCCCCCCAUCUCCACCUGGGGUGGGCUCAGGGCAGGACUCUGGGGUGGCUGUGGGGCAAGCAGCGAAGUACUCCGAGACAGACCUGGACACGGUGCCCCUGAGGUGCUACCGCGAGACUGACAUCGAUGAGGUGCUGGCUGAGCAGGAGGAUGCUGACUCGGCCAUCGAGAGUCAGCCCAGUUCUGAGGGCCCUCCUGGUACUGGCCGCCCACCUGCCCCACAUCCCGGCCCAUGCCCUGGCCCUUGUCCCAGCCUGGGCAGUGGCGAUGAGGAUGAGGCAGGCGGGGAAGAGGAUGUGGACGACGAGGUGUUUGAGGCCUCAGAGGGGGCCCGGCCAGGGAGCCGGAUGCUUCACUCUGGGCCUCUCAAGUCACCUGUGCCCUUUCUACCUGGGACCAGCCCCUCGGCCGAUGGGCCUGACUCUUUCAGUUGUGUGUUUGAAGCCAUCCUGGAGUCACACCGGGCCAAGGGCACCUCCUACACCAGCCUUGCCUCACUGGAGGCCCUGGCCUCACCUGGCCCAACCCAGAGUCCCUUCUUUACCUUUGAGCUGCCUCCCCAACCCCCUGCACCCCGGCCUGACCCACCUGCUCCUGCCCCAUCUGCCCCUCUUGAACCGGAUUCUGGUACCAGCUCUGCUGCUGGUGGUCCUUGGACACAGAGAGGGGAGGAGGAGGAGGCAGAGGCUGGAGCCAAGCUGGCUCCAGGGAGGGAGCCCCCUAGUCCCUGCCACUCAGAGGACAGCCUUGGGCUGGGGACAGCACCACUUGGCAGUGAACCACCUCUGAGCCAACUGGUGUCUGACUCAGACUCAGAGCUGGACAGCACAGAGCAGCUGGCCCUGGGAAGCACAGACACCUUGUCCAAUGGGCAGAAAGCAGAUCUGGAGGCUGCGCAGCGCCUAGCCAAGAGGCUGUACCGACUAGAUGGCUUCAGGAAGGCCGAUGUGGCCCGGCACCUGGGCAAGAACAAUGACUUCAGCAAACUGGUGGCUGGCGAAUACCUCAAGUUCUUUGUCUUCACCGGCAUGACCCUGGACCAAGCUCUCAGGGUGUUUCUGAAGGAGCUGGCCUUAAUGGGUGAGACCCAGGAACGAGAGCGUGUGCUGGCCCACUUCUCCCAGCGAUACUUCCAGUGCAAUCCUGAAGCCCUGUCCUCAGAGGACGGCGCCCACACGCUGACCUGCGCCCUCAUGCUACUCAACACCGAUCUCCACGGCCACAACAUCGGGAAGCGCAUGACCUGCGGGGAUUUCAUCGGGAACCUGGAGGGUCUCAACGAUGGCGGUGACUUCCCCAGGGAGCUGCUCAAGGCUUUGUACAGCUCCAUCAAGAAUGAAAAGUUGCAGUGGGCCAUAGACGAGGAGGAGUUGAGACGCUCUCUGUCUGAGUUGGCCGACCCCAACCCCAAGGUCAUCAAGAGGGUCAGCGGGGGCAGCGGCAGUGGCUCCAGCCCUUUCCUGGACCUGACUCCUGAGCCUGGGGCUGCUGUCUACAAGCACGGGGCCCUGGUGCGCAAGGUGCACGCAGACCCUGACUGCAGGAAGACACCUCGGGGCAAGCGGGGCUGGAAGAGCUUCCACGGGAUCCUCAAGGGCAUGAUCCUCUACCUGCAGAAGGAGGAGUACCAGCCUGGGAAAGCCCUUUCAGAGGUGGAGUUAAAGAAUGCCAUCAGCAUCCACCACGCCCUGGCCACUCGUGCCAGUGACUACAGCAAAAGGCCCCAUGUCUUCUACCUGCGCACAGCUGACUGGCGGGUCUUCCUCUUCCAGGCUCCGAACCUGGAGCAGAUGCAGUCCUGGAUCACUCGCAUCAAUGUGGUGGCCGCCAUGUUCUCUGCACCCCCCUUCCCAGCUGCUGUUAGCUCCCAGAAGAAGUUCAGCCGCCCUCUGCUGCCCAGUGCUGCCACCCGCCUCUCCCAGGAGGAGCAGGUGCGGACCCAUGAGGCCAAGCUGAAGGCCAUGGCAAGCGAGUUGCGGGAGCACAGGGCUGCCCAUCUGGGCAAGAAGGCCCGGGGCAAGGAGGCUGAAGAGCAGCGGCAGAAGGAGGCCUACCUGGAGUUUGAGAAGUCCCGCUACGGCACAUACGCAGCGCUGCUGCGGGUCAAGCUGAAGGUGGGCGGCGAAGAGCUGGAUGCGGUAGAGGCAGCACUGGCCCAGGCCGAGAGUGUGGAGGAUGGACUUGCCCCUUCUCACUCCAGUCCCUCCCUGCAGCCCAACCCCUCCAGCCAGCCCCAGGCUCAGCAUCAGGGCUCUGAGCCUCCAGCGGGGGCAGGCAGUGGGCGGCGGAAGCCCUGA